This is a messenger RNA of Gorilla gorilla gorilla (western lowland gorilla), 3621 nucleotides long. Its product is annotated as notch homolog 2 N-terminal-like protein R. The record is from RefSeq and is a predicted model, not a curated record. Lineage: Eukaryota; Metazoa; Chordata; Mammalia; Primates; Hominidae. Gene Ontology annotation, molecular function: Notch binding; calcium ion binding. Gene Ontology annotation, biological process: Notch signaling pathway. The coding region runs from base 1305 to 2021 and encodes 238 amino acids. The transcript has 8 exons.
UUCAGGCUGAGUUCAGAAAGCUCCAGGGAAAACUGAAGAAUGCCCACAAUAUCAUCAACCUCCUCAAAGAACAACUUGUGCUGAGUAGCAAGGAAGGGAAUAGUAAACUUACUCCAGAGCUCCUUGUGCAUCUGACCAGCACCAUCGACGGAAUAAACACAGAACUGGUUGGUUCUCCUGGGAAGCACCAACACCAAGAGGAGGGGAAUGUGACUGUGAGGCCUUUCCCCAGACCCCAGAGCCUUGACCUUGGGGCUACCUUCACAGUGGAUGCCCACCUACUCAUCACAGGUGUCUGUUCCUGGACCUCAGAUGGGUUACUGGGAUCCUCUUUAGGGAAGGAGCCGUGCUGAAGAUUCAGUGAAAUGGAGAAUACAGGGAUUCUGAGAGAAUCAAUGGGACAGAAUGCAAGGGGAGAUGAGUGGAGGGUUCCACCCCUUCUCUUUUUGACCACUGAGAAAACAUUUCCUGAGAGCUCCUCUGUAGACUUGAUUGGUGCUGUGCUGUGUGCUGUGGAUACAGAUAUGAAGAAAACAUUAUCCCAGCGCUCCAGGAGCUCCAUCUGGAAAGCAAGUCACUGCCAAAUGGCAUGAGAAGUGCUGUGACAGACUUGAGUAAAGUCCACAGGGUUCAGAAGGGGCGGUGGUCGUCACUGCAUGGGGGUGACCUCAGACUGUCCUGAUCCCUGUAUUGGCCCCUUUCACAGUUGGAUAACCAGUCGCAGCCUCAUGACCCUGGGCCUCAGUCAGCGUUUAGCCUACCAGGGUCCACCCAGCACCUGCGCUCCCAGCUGUCACAAUGCAAACAACGCUAUCAAGAUCUCCAGGAGAAGCUGCUGCUAUCAGAAGCCACUGUCUUUGCUCAGGCUAACGAGCUGGAGAAAUACAGAGUUAUGCUUACAGGUGAAUCCUUGGUGAAGCAGGACAGCAAGCAGGUCCAGGUGAACCUCCAGGACCUGGGCUAUGAGACUUGUGGCUGAAGCGAGAAUCAGGCUGAACAGGAGGAAACCACCAGUCCUGAGUGUGAGGAGCACAACAGCCUCAAGGAAGUGAUCCUGAUGGAGGGGCUGUGCUCUGAGCAGGGGUGCCGGGGCUGGCUAGUUCGUCUGAGAGGAAGCCCUUGGAGAACCAGCUAGGGAAGCAGGAAGAGUUCCGGGUAUAUGGAAAGUCAGAAAACAUCUCGGUCCUACGAAAGGACAUCAAAGAUCUGAAGGCCCAGCUGCAGAAUGCCAACAAGGUCAUUCAGAACCUCAAGAGCCAGCAUUGCAGUGUCGAGAUGGCUAUGAACCCUGUGUAAAUGAAGGAAUGUGUGUUACCUACCACAAUGGCACAGGAUACUGCAAAUGUCCAGAAGGCUUGUUGGGGGAAUAUUGUCAACAUCGAGACCCCUGUGAGAAGAACAGCUGCCAGAAUGGUGGGACUUGUGUGGCCCAGGCCAUGCUGGGGAAAGCCACGUGCCGAUGUGCCUCAGGGUUUACAGGAGAGGACUGCCAGUACUCGACAUCUCAUCCAUGCUUUGUGUCUCGACCCUGCCUGAAUGGCGGCACAUGCCAUAUGCUCAGCCGGGAUACCUAUGAGUGCACCUGUCAAGUCGGGUUUACAGGUAAGGAGUGCCAAUGGACCGAUGCCUGCCUGUCUCAUCCCUGUGCAAAUGGAAGUACCUGUACCACUGUGGCCAACCAGUUCUCCUGCAAAUGCCUCACAGGCUUCACAGGGCAGAAGUGUGAGACUGAUGUCAAUGAGUGUGACAUUCCAGGACACUGCCAGCAUGGUGGCACCUGCCUCAACCUGCCUGGUUCCUACCAGUGCCAGUGCCCUCAGGGCUUCACAGGCCAGUACUGUGACAGCCUGUACGUGCCCUGUGCACCCUCGCCUUGUGUCAAUGGAGGCAUCUGUCGGCAGACUGGUGACUUCACUUUUGAGUGCAACUGCCUUCCAGGGUCCCAUAAUCUAAACCAGAUGACUUCAGCUUUGGAUAAAUAUAUAGAAGGAAAUUUAAAGAGAAUUCAAAACAAUAGAUGAUGCAGUGACACUGUGAAUAAAUGUUAUUUAUACAGUUUGUAAGAUUUCAUGCUCGUUGUUCGUAUGUCCCAGGUGGAGUUCAGAAAAUAUUCACUUCAUUUCCACAAACGGAAAUAGUGCCUAGAGAUGGUUUUCUUUUAAAAAGUCCUUUUCAUAAUGCAGUGCCCUUCCUUCCAUUGCCCUUCAUUCCAUUGCUUCCCAUGCUUGUCAAGAGAUUAAAAUGUUACUUAUAGUAAUAGUCACUAUCUCAAUGUAAAUGGCACCCUUAUUUGAUGAGAAUUAUUAUUUCAGUUCUAAAAAUGGGGAAACAAAGUCAGCAGGAGGCAAAGUAGCUUGUUAAAGUAUUCUGCAACUUUCAAAUGGUUGCUUCCACUGCAUUUCACAUCUUGGCACUUCUAAUUGAGGGUUACUCUAACCACCCUAUUUGAAAUUGUAACUGUCCCCCACCCCCUUAAUUACUAACCCUGGUCUACUUUUUGUUUUCUUUUUCUGUAACUCUUAUCUUCUUACUAUAUAAUUUAUACUAUAUAAUUUACUUCAUUAUGUCUAUUGUUUAUAGUCUGUCUUUUCCAAAUUCUACUGCCUCUUACCCUCUCCAGAAUGAAAACUAGUAUCUUUGUUUUUGUUUACUGAUGUAACCCAAACACCUACAAACAGUGCCCAGUAUAUACUAGGCCCGCAAAUAUAUAUUGGCUGACUGACUGUAUGGUUUAUUAUCAUGUCAUAGUAUUGAGACUGUAACUUUGGUCUUCUCAUUUUCUUCUUUGUAUUGUGCGUCCUAGACUUAGUUUGGCCUCUCCUUUUGUCCUUGUAUACUCUUAAUACUGGAUAAGAAUUUUGGAGUCUUUUUCAACUCUGAGUCAGUGAAUGCCACAUAACUUAGUGACUAUAUUUAAAUGGUUAAUUUACAAUUCUUUCCCUGCAAAGGAUACUGUAGUCACUGUGAGUAUUUUAGUAUUAUUGUAGGACUCAAGAGGGAAUUAAAACUACAAAAAUGACUCAUCUUGUAUGACACAGAAAUGUUUGUUCACAGAGGGAGGAGAAAAAUAUCUUCAAGAGAGAACUCAUAGAAUCAAAUCAAUGAACCAUGUCUCAUCUUUUUGGAUAAGUAACUGUUAGUAAUCCAGACACUUCAUGAGCUUUCAUUAUGUAAAGUCUUUAGCAGAAGCUAAAGGAGGGGCACCAACCACAGUAAUUUUAAUUUAAGAACACAAUGGAGCAUGAAAAUAAAUUAUUAAAUCAUUUACUCCCACUAUUUUUGGGUUAGGGCCAAUAAUGGGGAGAGAAAGAGGUAGACUAGUUUUGUGUUUGUGGCUGUUUUAGUAGAGUAGCACAAGUAAUCAAAAAACAGUAGGCUGUUUUGAAUUUACUGGCUGUCCCUUAUGAGUUCACAGUUGGAUUGGACUGUCCUCAAUGUACUUUCUUUUUUUUCUUUCUUUCCCACAUCUCUUUAUUUCUCUGAUUUUGUUUAAACUUCAUAAAGAGCUCUCUGAUCUUUCCUUUCCAAACAAUGAAGGUUUAUCCUUUGUAAACUACCUCUGUACUCCACAGGCUGAUGAUAUGUGAUAUCCCUAUAUCAUUAAAGUAAAGCCUAAGCACA